This is a messenger RNA of Neltuma alba, 533 nucleotides long. Its product is annotated as late embryogenesis abundant protein 2-like. The transcript is spliced from 2 exons. NCBI's taxonomy places the organism in Eukaryota, Viridiplantae, Streptophyta, Magnoliopsida, Fabales, Fabaceae. The record is from RefSeq and is a predicted model, not a curated record. Bases 57 to 431 code for a protein of 124 amino acids.
ACUUCCCAACCUCAGACAGACACAAAGGUAUUCCAACCUCUCAAGCGCACACAAAAAUGUCGUCCCAUGAACAGAGCUUCAGAGCUGGUGAAACCAAAGGCCGAACUCAGGAAAAGGCAAACCAGGCGAUGGGCACCAUUGGGGAGAAAGCCCAGGAGGUGAAGGAGAAGGCCCAGAACGCGGCCCAAGGUGUUAGGGAGAGGGCCCGAGAGAAGGGUGGGGCAACAAAUGACAGGGCAUGGGAGAUGGGCCAGUCCACGAGGGAGUCGGCCCAGUCAGGAAAGGACAAUAGCGAAGGGUUCAUGCAGCAGGCAGGGGAGAGGGUGAAGGGCAUGGCACAGAGUGCCACUGACUCUGUGAAGAAUACAUUCGGUAUGGCCCGCCAUGAUGAAGAUGACGACUACCCUCCCCACCCUCCCACAACUUACUAGAAGACUCUCUUCUUCUUAAUGUUGUGAAUGUGAAGUCAUUUCCUCAUAUGUAAUGUCGUGAUGUUUUCUCAAAUUUCAGUCUCAACUAUGUUGUGAUGUCGU